Molecule: messenger RNA, 459 nt
Organism: Cladophialophora psammophila CBS 110553
Lineage: Eukaryota; Fungi; Ascomycota; Eurotiomycetes; Chaetothyriales; Herpotrichiellaceae
Exons: 1
Coding region: 1-459 (152 amino acids)
Source: RefSeq, a predicted model, not a curated record
AUGGGCAACGUCGAAGCAAACCGCCAACUCGCCCACAAAAUUGUUGAGACAUGGUCGAUCGAUGUAGGUGGCGACGUUGAUCCAUUUUUCAACCUCUUCCACGAUGACGCCACAUUUACCACUAUGGCGCAAAAAGGCAUGCUUCCCAUCCUCGCCGGCACACUGGACAAGAAAGGCUUCCGCGACUGGGUGUACAAGGAGACACGCGUCUCUGCCACGAAGCUGAAGGUCGAGGGCAUCACCGCGGACGAGAAUCGACUCGCCUUAGAGGCCAGCUCCGAUAUGGUCGUCAAUGGGAAUUCGUACCAAAACUGUUACCACUGGUUGUUUGAGAUCCGUGACGGCAAGAUCUCGGCGGCACGAUUCUACCUGGACACAUUGUUUGCGAAGAAGGCGAUAGAGUGGGUGGAGGAGGCCGAGGAAGCGGCGAGAACGAACCUGAAGAAAUCGGUUAACUGA